CAUGAGAAGCACUUCCGUGCAUGCGCAGUGGGAGUAAUUGGUCCCGGUCGGCGGGUCAGUGCCCGGGAAGCGGCCGAGAAGGAGAGGAGAGGACAGGAGGCGGCUGCAGGAACAAGAUGGCGGACACCAGCCGGCCGCAGCGGAAGAUGUCACGGGCUGGGGAGAGCUUAUACUGUGUCCUGGGGCUGGAAAAGGGGGCUUCCUCAGAAGACAUCAAGAAGGCAUACAGGAAACUGGCUCUGAAGUACCACCCGGAUAAGAACCCCGAGAACCCCGAAGCGGCAGAGAAGUUCAAGGAGAUCAACAGCGCCAACACGACCCUCAGCGACGAGAACAAGCGCCGGAUCUAUGACGAGUAUGGCUCGAUGGGCCUCUACAUCUCUGAGCAGUUUGGGGAGGAGAGCGUCAAGUACUACUUCCUCAUGUCCAAGUGGUGGUUCAAGCCGCUGAUGGUGUGCUGCAGCUUCCUUACGUGCUGCUGUUGCUGCUGCUGCUGCUGCUUCUGUUGUGGGAAGUGCCGUCCACCUGAGGACGAGGAGCCCUACAAGUACGUCAACCCUGAAGACCUGGAGGCCCAGAUCCGUGCUGAGGAUGAAGAUUUCCAGCUGCCGGUCACAGCACAGCCCUCCCCUUCUGCAUCCAUUCCAGAGAACACCCCCUCAGGGCCAGAUGGCCAAGUAAGGCCUGCCGUUGGACUCCGGGCAGAGGACACCCCUGGAACUGCGAUGCACCGGAGUUCUCACAAAACAUGGGGGGUCUGAACCCCGCACCCCUCCCAGCGUCAUCAUGGAUCUUCUCAGGGGACACAGCCAAAGGCUUGCUCAAUGCUGGCAGAGGAGGAGGAUCAGCACUGGAGCCACCCUCCUUCCCUCUGAUGGAAAGCCAAGGACUUUUGGGCACGCCCUCCCUUCCCCAGAGGAUGGGCCCAGUGGCCACUUGGCCGGCUGUCCUUCAGUUCAGGAAUGGAAGAGGGGGAAAUGGAGGAAGGCUGGGGAGGGGGGGUUGACAAUCAGCAGCCCCUUGGUGUUCCUCCUUCCCACCCUCACCUGUGGCCAAAGUAUCCUGUCACUCUAGGCGGGGCGGUCCCAGGCCCCAGUGCGGGGGUUUGCUGGGGAAGGCGAUGCUGGGCUCUCUGCCACUGUGCCAGGCGGGGCAAACACCUGCCUUGCCUGUUCCGGGGAGCUGGGACAGCUCUGCUGUCCUGUGCGUUGGUGCCAAAUUGCAUUUGAGGGUGGGGGGGCAGGGCUGUAGCCCCCCUCCCUCCCUGGUGACUUUGGAGGCUCUCUCUGCCUCUGACGCUCUCCAGCUGCUGCUCGAGUGCCUUUGGUCACUGAGUGGGAGCCUGGCCCCUCCAGCUCCCUCCCCUUGCCCCCUUUGUGGGGGGCAGGGCCUUUCUCAGCACUGUGACCAGGCCUUUGCUUGGGGCUUUAUCGACACCAUUAAAUGUUUCUGAAGGAGGGAGGCACUUUUCUGCAGCCAGGCCGGCCUCCAGCCUGUCUGUCUGCCUUUUUCACAAGACUACAACCCAAAGGGACCUUUGCCUAGCGCAGCGCAGCGCAAUGCUGGACGACGCAGCAAGGGACUUUUCUCUCUCUCACACACACACACACACAGAGCUUUGACGUUGGGAUUCCCUCCCUCGGGCGGAGGCGGUAGAGUCCCCAGGCAGCUCAGGUUGUGUUCGCCCGCUGGCUGCCAGCCUGGUGUCGCCGCCUUCCUCGGAGGCUGGCCAGUCCAGCUGCUCGGCCCCCUAACUCCUCCCUCCGUAACAGCAGGGGCUUGGUUCCCGGCCGUGCUUGCAAAGGGCUUAGGAGAGGGAGGGGGCGCAGUGGAAGAGACAGGCAGGCAGAAGGGCCGCAGGCUCAAUCCUUGCCAUGGCUGCCCAUUUGACCAGCCAAGUAAUUUUAGAGCAUUGAUUUAAUUAGGGUAAUAAAAAAGUACUUCAAUCAUCAA
Molecule: messenger RNA, 1953 nt
Organism: Rhineura floridana
Lineage: Eukaryota; Metazoa; Chordata; Lepidosauria; Squamata; Rhineuridae
Gene: DNAJC5G
Product: DnaJ heat shock protein family (Hsp40) member C5 gamma
Exons: 5
Coding region: 21-761 (246 amino acids)
Source: RefSeq, a predicted model, not a curated record